CUCCCUAACUUAUUCUGCUUUUCUAUUCUUUUCCAGCUUCCUACAUAACCUUUUGUCUGGUCACACCGUCGUGUGCAAAUGUCAGCAGCCCUGACAGUGCUUACAGAACUAGUCUGUGCCAUAGACUUCAUGCCUUGGAGAACAAGAUUACUUCAACAGGAGCUCCAAUGUGAGAAGAUAAAGAAGAUCUUGAGGAUCUUCCACUAAUCUCUUCUAUAUACCUUUAAUAAGGACGCUUGCUGCAGGUUGGAAAACUUGUGAAAUAUGGCUCUGACAUUAAGGGUCAUUGGGCACCUCCUUCAUUUUCUACUACUUUGCUGCUUUCACAGAAGUUGUCAAAAUUCAGUUUCUUUAAUGGUGAGAUUUCGAAUCCAGGAGGAAGUACCCCUUGGCACAGUCAUCGGACACAUAUCAGAUGCAUCGGGUUGGAUAGAGGAUGCGAAUGAAGAAUACCAACUUAUACAGGAGACCAACACUUUUCCAGUACAAGUGGGUUUGAAGAAUGGAUCUAUAACCACCACAGAUCGUUUAGAUAGAGAGGAGCUUUGUAAGGUUCAUGGGCGCUGCAUCCUAUCUUUUAAUGUUUUAGCAACCAAGGCCUUAGCUCUGGUCCAUGUGGAAAUUGAAGUUCUGGACAUCAAUGACAAUGAACCAAUGUUUCCAAAAGCUGAACUAGAUGUAGAGAUCUCUGAAAGUGCUUCCCUACGUACUAGGAUUCCACUUGACAGAGCUUGGGACCCUGAUUUUGGCAGCAAUGCUGUAAAGCUAUAUACUCUCUCUCCAAACGAACACUUCACCCUGGAUAUUAUCUCCAGUUCUGAUGGCGUAAAACAUCCCGAAUUGGUGGUGGUGAAAGAACUGGACAGGGAGCUGCAGUCUUCUUUUGAGCUUGUUUUAACAGCAUUAGAUGGAGGAUACCCACCAAAAACCGGGACAACACAGGUUCGGAUAAUUGUCUUGGACUCUAACGAUAAUAGCCCCAUGUUUGAGGAAAGCUCUGUAACUUUAGAAAUCUCAGAAGAUACAUCACCUGGUACACUUCUUAUAAAUCUAACAGCUACUGACCCAGAUCAAGGUCCAAAUGGGGAAAUUGAGUUUUCAUUUGGCAAACAUACACCUCACCAUUUUCUUAAUAUGUUUAGCAUUGAUCCCAAGUUAGGGGAAAUAUUUCUGAAGCAGCCACUUGACUAUGAAAGCAGACAUUCCUAUGAAUUAGAUGUGCAAGCAAAAGACUUAGGCCCUAAUCCCAUUCCUACUCACUGCAAGGUAGUCAUUAAAGUUCUGGAUAUUAAUGAUAACACCCCUGAUAUUAAAGUCACAUGGGCUUCUCAAGAUUCUCCUGAGAUCAUUGUGUCUGAAGCUGUUCCCCUAGGCAGUUUUGUUGCUUUGGUUAUGGCGCAUGAUCCAGAUUCAGGUGCAAACGGGGAUGUGCAUUGUCACUUAGUUCAAGACCAUGAACAUUUUAAGCUUCAAAAAGCUAAAGGAAACAGUUAUAUACUAACAACCAAUGUGAUUCUGGACAGGGAAAAAUGGGAUGUGUAUGACAUAACAAUCCAAGCCCAAGAUCAAGGUGAACCAUCUUUUACAUCUAAGAAAUCCUUAAAAAUAUUUGUUCGUGAUGCCAAUGACAAUGCUCCAGUUUUUCAGAGGCCUGUAUAUGAUGUUUCACUGUAUGAAAACAAUAGUCCUUUCACUCAUCUUCUCACUGUAAAUGCUCAGGAUGCUGACGUAGGGAAAAAUGCAGAGGUUACCUACAAGAUUAUUGACUCUAUAAUUUCAGGGAUACCACUAUCAACUUUUGUCACUGUCCACUCCAAAACAGGUGAAAUUGUUGUGCUUAAGGCAAUUGAUUAUGAGGAAAUUAAGGAAAUGCAAUUCUUGGUGCAAGCAGAAGACAAUGGUGACCCACAACUCAGCAGUAACGCUUCUGUCAAGGUAUUGAUAAGAGACCAAAAUGAUAAUAGCCCAUUAAUUGUGCAACCUCAACUUAAGAAAGGCCAUGCCACUAUCACCAUCCUUGUGAAUGCUGAAAGUGGGUACUUUCUUUCUGCCUCAGAAGUUACCAGCUCAGAGGCCUUGGGAUACACAUCAGAUGAGAUUCUAUCAGAAACAGCCAAACUUAACAAACACCCAAUAUUUCAAGUUAUUGCCACUGAUGCAGACUCAGAUGGGAAUGCUAGACUUGUCUACCAUUUGUUGGAUGACUACCUAGGCUUGUUUGCUAUGGAUGAACAUCUUGGAUACAUAUACAUAAACUCCAGCAAUGCCAGCAACCUAAUAGGUAAUGCCAUAGACUUACAGGUAACUGUCAGAGACUGUGGAAUUCCUUAUCAGGAAACCAAAGCUAAACUAACAAUUAUGUUUGGUAGCCACUUGGACCACUUGAAAAAUUCAGCUAGCGAAACCAACGGCAAGCUGAGCCUGUCUGUGGUAAUUGUUAUUUGCCUGGCUGUUCUUCUAGUUGUAUGUCUCCUUAUAUUGGCUCUCAUCAUGUCCUAUUGCCGAGUAGACAGAAAGGACAAUAGAGCAUACAACUGCAGAGAGGAAGAAUCUGCCUAUAGGAAGCAGCCUAGAAGGCCUCAAAAGCAGAUACAAAAGGCAGAUAUUCAUGUAGUCCCUGUACUUAGAGGUCGGCAACAACCACAACCAGUGACACCAGUGGAAGAGGCAAAGUUGUUUCCUUUGCCAGAGGAAGGACAAGAAGUUCCAGAGGAUCAAACUCUCCAUACUCCUUUUCAUCUCACACCCACACUAUAUCGCACACUAAGGCACCAACAUAACCAGGAAAUAUUAAGUGAAGAUACUACAGAUUUAGAGCAGUCUUUCUCAUUACCUCCCUCUGUGUGCCGAACAUUACAGUAUCAGAGACAGAGAAGCUACUCUAGAGAGAACUUUGAAGACCCCAGUGGAACCCUUCCAGUCAGUAAUACAACCUUAAAGAACCCAGGUAGCCCUCAAAUAAGAGUCCAUGAUAAUUUCAGCCCUUCUGAACCCAUAGUAUACAAUGGAGAGAACUUUCCUCCAGCUACUUCUCCUACGCUAAGAAGACAAAAGAAUGUAGAACAGUCAUCUAAAGAGCAGAUCUUGAGAAGCCUGGUGCGACUAUCGAUGGUGGCAUUAGCAGAGAAAGAAGGUGUGGAUGUUACCAUGCAGUCACCACAUGUGCAGCAAAUUUCUCAGCUUUUAUCUCUGCUCCACCAAGGACAAGUUCACCCCAAGACACUUCACAGAGGAAACAAAUACUCAUCUAAGGCUGGCAGAACUGCUGGGCAGGAGACCGAUUGGCAAAGCACAAAGGACAGCGGCCAUGGUGAGAGUGAAGCUGGAGAUCUGGACUCUGAGUCAGGGGGUGACUUCUCUACUAGCCAUAACUUCCUGGAAGACAAUUUUGAGGCUCUUCUGGGCCCUAAUGGAAGUUCAGAAGGCAACUGCAUGAGUGAUCUUGACCCUGGAUGGAUUGCUCGGCUCUCUUUACCUUUGGCCAACAGCUACAAGGAGAAUCUAUUCACUCCCAAUAAUCAAAUAGCUCUGGAGCCUCCAAUCACAGCAACAGAGAAAGAAGAUCUAAGAACCUUCUUAACAUUUGGCAAGCUUACAGAUGGGUCGCAAGACAACAGAUUGGCCAGCACCUUUCUCUCCGAAAUGAGCACCCUCUUUGAAAUGUUGUUGACACAGAAAGCCGAGGCCCAUGGGGAUACAGAUUCAGAGGUGCUAAUGAGACUUUCCGGUAGCAGCAAGAGUUUGGGAAUGGAUAGUAGAAGAGAUGGCACUAGGAACUUAAUGAAAGAUUAUGAAAACCAUCAUUGACAAUUGAAUUUCUAAAGUCAUUCAACCAUUCAGGCAGAAAGUUGAUAUGUUGCAGUGUUUUAGAUGCAUUUUAUUGAUGAAAUGGUUAUGAUGCAGUCGGCGAGAACAUUAAGCAACAUUCCAGCACUGUUCAUUAGUAACUUUGGAGUUUUUUCAUUGAGUGUUCUAAAUAGGUAGAAGAUGCCUGAUCAUAACAGAAGCUUAUAAUGUCUUUUAUUUUCUGAUGGUGCUAAAUGUCCUCCACUUGACCACCAAAGCAAGAAUAUAAAUAUAUCGAGCACGCUGAUGCAUCAAAU
This is a messenger RNA of Rana temporaria (common frog), 4103 nucleotides long. RefSeq names its product protocadherin 12 (gene PCDH12). Gene Ontology annotation, cellular component: plasma membrane. NCBI's taxonomy places the organism in Eukaryota, Metazoa, Chordata, Amphibia, Anura, Ranidae. Gene Ontology annotation, biological process: homophilic cell-cell adhesion. Gene Ontology annotation, molecular function: calcium ion binding. Bases 265 to 3807 code for a protein of 1180 amino acids. The record is from RefSeq and is a predicted model, not a curated record. The transcript has 4 exons.